AUGGAACGAGAUUCGACGCGAAUGUUCUCUGAGACGGCAAAGUGCAUUGCGUCUGCGGGACACGAUGGUGUCGCUGAUACACUUGACCGUAGGAAUGGUCACUGCAAGUGUGCCAGGGUUGCCCGUUGCCAAGUGGCCGGCGCGGCGGGCCAACGCACGCGGCCACACUACCAGGCGCGCAGCCGAGCGAGGCGGUGCACGUUGCAUGAUGCAUCUCAUGCACUUGCCGCCUCAAUCGCAGGC
This is a messenger RNA of Brenthis ino (lesser marbled fritillary), 243 nucleotides long. NCBI's taxonomy places the organism in Eukaryota, Metazoa, Arthropoda, Insecta, Lepidoptera, Nymphalidae. The record is from the annotation of a GenBank genome assembly.